This is a messenger RNA of Tinamus guttatus (white-throated tinamou), 866 nucleotides long. Lineage: Eukaryota; Metazoa; Chordata; Aves; Tinamiformes; Tinamidae. The record is from RefSeq and is a predicted model, not a curated record.
GAGCCGCGAGCGUCGUCGUGGGCCACCCCCUGGACACGGUCAAGACUCGUUUGCAAGCUGGACAAGGAUAUGGAAACACACUGAACUGCGUUCUCACCGUGUACAGAAAUGAGUCUGUGGCCGGCUUCUUCAAGGGCAUGGCCUUCCCGCUGGCCAGCAUCGCCGUCUACAGCUCCGUGGUGCGGAGGAGCUGGACUUGGUCUGAGCUCGGUUUGCAAAGAGCAGCUCCCGCGUGAGCAUCCUCUCCUCCGUCCUGCUCACCCUGUUCAAUCAUGCUGUGUGUUAUUCCAACACUUGUAUCCCUCUUUUUCCUUCAUCUCCCAGCAAACAUUCCAUCGAAGCCCACUGUGCCUGGACUGCCCGUGUACCGAGGCCCCAUUCACUGUUUCAGGACAGUCCUGCAGAAAGAAGGGAUAACGGGGAUAUACCGGGGCGCGGGAGCGAUGCUGCUGAGGGACGUUCCUGGAUAUUGCCUGUAUUUCAUCCCUUACGCGUUCUUCUGUGCAUGGAUCACCCCGGACGGAUGCAUUUCCCCUAGCCCCUCUUCCGUGUGGCUAGCAGGCGGCGUGGCAGGAGCGAUUUCCUGGGGGACCGCGACUCCGAUGGAUGUGGUGAAGAGUCGGCUUCAGGCGGACGGCGUUUACGACAACAGGUACAAAGGGAUCCUGGACUGCAUCCUGCAGAGCUACCGGAGUGAGGGCUUGAAAGUCUUUUUCAGGGGCAUCACGGUCAAUGCAGUGCGAGGAUUUCCAAUGAGUUCAGCCAUGUUUCUUGGCUAUGAACUGUCUCUCAAAGCAAUGAAAAGAGACCAAACUGAGACCAAUCCUUAACCUCCAGCAUGGGGCUUCUGAUGCCAAGAGCGGGAG